AUGCAGCAACCCUCGAGCCCCCAGGCCCCGUCCACCGAGCGCGUCGUCACCGAGCAGCCCUCCACCCAAGAACAAAUGCAGAUGAACCUCCGCGGUGGUGGCGGUGGCGGCGUGUGCUGUGGCGUUUGCGCGGGGUUGUUGUGCUUUGAGUGCUGUGAGGAGUGUUGCUAGACCUGAUCUUUCUG
This is a messenger RNA of Aspergillus fijiensis CBS 313.89, 185 nucleotides long. RefSeq lists its product as uncharacterized. The coding region runs from base 1 to 171 and encodes 56 amino acids. NCBI's taxonomy places the organism in Eukaryota, Fungi, Ascomycota, Eurotiomycetes, Eurotiales, Aspergillaceae. The transcript is spliced from 3 exons. The record is from RefSeq and is a predicted model, not a curated record.